Messenger RNA from Stegastes partitus (bicolor damselfish), 1431 nucleotides. RefSeq names its product NHERF family PDZ scaffold protein 2 (gene nherf2). The coding region runs from base 27 to 1280 and encodes 417 amino acids. The transcript has 6 exons. Gene Ontology annotation, molecular function: signaling receptor binding; protein-membrane adaptor activity. NCBI's taxonomy places the organism in Eukaryota, Metazoa, Chordata, Actinopteri, Pomacentridae. Gene Ontology annotation, cellular component: apical plasma membrane. The record is from RefSeq and is a predicted model, not a curated record. Gene Ontology annotation, biological process: protein localization to plasma membrane.
UUUUCCCCCUUUAUUGACGCGCUGGGAUGGAGAGCGACCUGAGACCGAGGCUCUGUUUUCUGACCAAAGGAGAGCGAGGUUAUGGGUUUCACCUGCACGGGGAGCGGAAUAAAGGAGGACAGUUUAUCCGCAAAGUGGAGCUCGGCUCCUCGGCUGACCUGGCCGGCCUGCGGCCAGGAGACCGGGUGGUGGAAGUGAACGGGGAGAAUGUGGAGAACGAAACUCAUCAUCAAGUGGUGAAUCGUAUCCGUGAGGUUCCCCAUCGCACCAGGCUGCUGGUGGUGGACAGAGAGACAGACGACCUUCUCCGUAGCCGUGGCCUGGCCUGCACAGAGGACCUGGCCAUGGAGAUGGGAACCCUCUCCCCACGGCCCUCGCCCAGACCCACGCCGUCCACCUCUCCCAUACCCAGAGAGAACUCGCCUCUGCAACCCAAACCCAGCCACACACACGCAUUUCAAUUUCCUACUGCAGAGUCACCCACUCACAUGAUCACACAAGGCAAAGUCAAGAGAUCCUCAGUGACAUCAAGCACGACAACAGACGCAGAGGUUGAGCCUUCACCGGAGCCGACCGGUGAGCUCCUUCCCCGUCUGUGUCACCUGAUAAAGGGGGAACACGGCUACGGCUUCAACCUGCACAGCAACAAGACAAAAGGCGGACAGUUUGUACGAGCCGUGGACCCCGACUCUGCUGCCGAGAGCGCAGGCAUCCGGGCUGGAGACAGAGUAGUGGAGGUGAACGGAGAGACCACAGAGGGCCUGAGGCACUCGGAGGUGGUGGCGCUCAUCAGAACAGGAGGAGGGGAAGUUCGCCUCCUAGUGGUCGACCCAGAGACGGACGAGCUUUUCCAGAGACUGGGAAUUACACCAACUGCCAGCCACAUUAAAGAGAUCUACGUGGAUGAAGGAGCAGCAGAAAGCAUCCCACCAACACCGUCUCCGACCACUGAACUCCCCACCGCUGGUACACCGAUCAUCAACGUCACUCUGACAAACUCUCCAAUCACAAGGUCGUCCCCGAAACCCCGGACCAAUGGGAGCUCAGCGUCCCAGUCCUCCAGGAGUUCAACCACCCAGUCAGAGAUCAGCAGCUCGGACAUGAGCAUCCAGGUCCCUGAUGAGGACGAGAGGCGUGCUUCGGACCCUUUCACAGACAGCGGCCUGCGUCUGAGUCCCACAGCAGCUGAGGCCAAACAAAAGGCCCUUGCUGGCCGCAGCAAGAAAAGAGCGCCCCCUAUGGACUGGAGCAAGAAACAACAGAUUUUCAGCAACUUCUAAACCAUAAAGACGAAGAAAAAAAAGAGGAAUAAUGGCACAAAGUGAGGAAGAAUAUCAAGAUUCUUUACUGUUUCUACUUUAAUAUUAAGUAUCAUACCCCCAUCUUGCAGAAGCAUGGACAAAGAAAGAGUAAAAGGGAAAGAAAAAGGUG